CACAGACACAAAGCCACUUCCCGAAGUUCCACUGACACUACUCUGAGAAAAGCUAACUUCUGUAAACAAAAAGAUACAGUACCUGUCUUCAGGCCAAGUGAAGGGAUGACACACCUACAUGAACUUUCCUCUUCUUUCCUGACCUGGAUUGUAGCAGUUGCUGGGGUUGUGGAGUAACACUCUUGGACAAAACUUGGACACACCUGGCAGGUGCUUCCUGUGAUAGCAAAGGGCAUGCCGUGCCUUAACAGCUAGGAUCAUCUCUUCAAUAAACAAAGUGCUUGGCUUAUGAAUACUGCCAUAGAAAUAUUGACAAAAUGCCAGAUGAAAACAGCACACCAAGAGUUGGCCACAGAAGUCGUGCAUCGCCUAAAACCAGGGAGGAACAGUUUCCUGAUACAAAGGAGAAAAAUGGACUAUUAUUUUGCAACGCUUGCAACUGUGUACUUGACCACAUAAAGAAGCAAUCAAUAGACAAACAUCUGGCUUCAGCCCGUCAUUUAGCAAAGAAGAAAGCUAAGAAUGAGGGCAAAGAAUUGGCCAAUGACAUUCAACCAGAGUAUCCUAACACAGUUUGGAGUGAAGACGUUCUCCGUUGCAAAACAUGCAAACGUGCUCUUGACCACACAUGGAAACCAUCAGUGAGCAGACACCUGACAGCCUGUAAAAGGAAAUCUGAAAAUAAGGAUGACAGGAAACCCGAAAGGAAAAGGUCCUCUUCACGUUUACAGGGGCAUGGAAAGCAUCUUGUAUUGGACACAGAUGAGGAUGCUGAACCUAUGGAAACUGCACAGCAAUCCAGUAACCCAACUACAAGAGGUGACCAUGUUCAGGAGGCAGUAGGAGAACACAGAGCAGCUCCUCUCUCGUUCCCAACCCCUCCCUCUCUCCUAAACCCCACUCCCAAACACUCUUCUCUUCAGCCCUCCCCUCAACUUCCCUCUACAUCUUCUCAAUCUAUCUGCCCCUUGACAGAAAGACCGACCCGGUCUCUUGAUCUGAGUGAGACAGAGAAGAGAAGAGAGGAGGACUACGAUGUAAAGACAAGGAGCACUCAGAGGAGAGAUGAGCAUGGCAAUGUCAACAGUGAAGCAACAUCCUUUGACCAAAGACCAGCCUCCAGUCACCAGCCUACCAUCACAGCUCAGAAUGAAAGCAUUGUAAAUGCCCCAGUGUUCUACCACUGCAAUGCAAGACGCAUCACUGUGCAGGUUCUGAACAAAGAGUGCCUACCACAGGCCCAACAAACCAGUCUCACACAUCAAGGGCAUGCAGCAGAUCAUGUCUCAACAGUCAUAAAGAAACACAAAGCAGAACUGCUGGAGAAAUAUAAACAUGUUUCUGAGGGUAUUGGAAAAGAAAGGGACCCAGAACUAUUCAACAAGAUCUACACAGAGCUCUACAUCACAACUGGAGAGAGUGAAAGAGUCAAUAGUGAACAUGAAGUGUCGCAGCUUGAGGAUACAUCCCAGCUAAAAGCAGACACAAUCAACUGCAAUGACAUCUUCAAACCCUUACUUGGAAAAGAGAAAGGAGAAGAGAGACCCAUCAAAACUGUGCUGACGAAGGGCAUCGCUGGCAUCGGAAAAACAUUCUCUGUGCAGAAGUUCAUCCUCGACUGGGCAGAAGGAAAAGCCAAUAAGGAUAUAGAUUUUAUCUAUGUCCUUCCUUUCAGGGAGCUGAAUUUGAUCCAAAGAUCUGACAGUGUUCAUAGUCUUCUGAGAAGCUUCCAUCCUGUUCUCAAAGAACUUGAUGGUCUGCUAUAUGAUACCUAUAAAGUAAUGAUCAUCUUUGAUGGUCUUGAUGAAUGCAGAUUUCAAUUGGAUUUCAAGAAUAACGAGACUUUGUUUAAAAUAACAGAUGAACAAUCAGUGGAUGUGUUGUUAACCAACAUCAUCAAGAGAAAUCUGCUUCCUAAAGCUCUCCUCUGGAUAACCUCCAGACCAGCAGCAGCCAAUCAGAUCCCCUGUAAGCACAUCGACCAGGUGACAGUAGUACGAGGGUUCAAUGAUGAACAGAAAGAAGAGUACUUCAGGAAGAAAGUCAAGGAUGAGAAGCUGGCCAGAAGUAUAAUCUCACAUGUGACCAUGUCAAGGAGUCUUCACAUCAUGUGCCAAAUACCCAUCUUCUGUUGGAUUGCUGCCAUGAUUCUUGGAGAAAUGCUCAGCAAAAAAGUCAGUGGAGUCCCUAAAACUCUGACUGCCAUGUACACACACUUGUUAGUCACCUUGACUGACUUGAAGGGCCAGACGAAUCACACAAAUCCACAGAAUGUCUUGAAACAAAACAGAUUGUUAAUUUUAAAACUUGGGCGCCUGGCCUUUAAUCAUCUGGGGGAGGUUCAAAUGUUUUAUGAAAAAGACCUGGUAGAAUGUGGCAUCACUGAUGAGGAACGGAAAGGAUCUCUAUACUCUGCAAUGUUCACAAAAAUCUUAAAAAGAGAGAAUGUGAUUUAUAGUAACACUGUGUACUAUUUUGUCCACCUAACCAUCCAGGAGUUUUUUGCAUCUCUUUUUGUGUUUCAUUGUUUCAUAAGCAAUGAAAUGAAUGAUCUGAAGUCUUUCAUCAAUGUCAAGUUCAGAGGUCGGCCUAAAGUGCAUACUUUCCUAGAAAGAGUGGUGAAUAAAGCUUCACAAAGUGAGAAUGGACAUCUGGACCUCUUAGUCCGCUUCCUUCAUGGCUUCUUAUUGGAGUCCAAUCAACGGCUUCUGGAAGGCCUACUGACAAGGUCGAAGAAUGCUGAAGCAAUGUCCGAAAGUGUUGAGGAAAUUAGGAAAUACCUCAAGUACAUGCCAACACAGGACAUCUCUCCUGAAAGAUGCAUUAACCUGUUUCACUGUUUGAUUGAAAUGGGAGACAAGUCAUUGAAUAAAGACAUUCAAGCAUACCUCUCACAUAAGGAUAAAAAGAAAAGUUCAGUUAAACUCACAGCAGAUCACUGCUCAGCGUUGGCCUCUGUGCUUCUAAAGUCAGGGGAGGAACUAGAUGAGAUUGACCUGAGGAAAUACAAAGCAUCAUGGGACAAGCGUAAUAGACUGGUCCCAGCUGUGAGAUGCUGCAGAAAGGCUUUACUUGCUGGCUGUAUACUCACAAAUGAGACUUGUGAAACAGUGGCCGAUGCACUAAGAUCCGCAAAUUCACCCUUGAAAGAACUGGACCUGAGUCAAAAUGACCUGCAGGAUUCAGGAGUGAAGCUGCUCUCUGCUGGACUGGGGGAUCCACACUGCAAACUAGAAAUACUGAGGCUGUCUGACUGUCGUGUCACAGAGGAUGGCUGUGCUUUUCUGGCUUCAGCUCUGACGUCAAACCCCUCCCACCUGAGAGAACUGGACCUGAGCUUCAAUCACCCAGGAGACUCCGGAGUGAAGCUGCUCUCUGCUAGACUGGAGGAUCCACACUGUAGACUGGAGAAACUCAAGCUAAAUCAAUGUUAUUUCACUGAGAAUUGAUGUGAAGCGUUGGCCUCAGCCUUCAGCUCAAACUCCUCUCCCCGGAGAGAGCUGGACUUGAGUCACAAUGACCUGCAGGAUUCAGGAGUGAAGCUGCUCUCUGCUGGACUGGGGGAUCCAAACUGCACAUUUGAGACUCUUAAGCUGUCAUUCUGUACAGUCACAGAGGAAGGCUGUGCUUUUCUGGCUUCAGCUCUGACGUCAAACCCCUCCCACCUGAGAGAACUGGACCUGAGCUUCAAUCACCCAGGAGACUCCGGAGUGAAGCUGCUCUCUGCUAGACUGAAAGAUCCACACUGUAGACUGGAGAAACUCAAUGUGAACCAUAAUGAAGAGUUCUGGGUAAAACCACAGCUGAUGAAGAAAUAUGCCUGUGAUCUCACACUGGACCCAAACACAGCACACAGAAACCUCUCUCUGUCUGAGGGGAACAAAAGGGUGAAGAAAGUUAAAAAGAAGCAGCCGCAUCCUGAUCACCGAGAGAGAUUUAAGUUGUAUCCCCAGGUGCUGUGUAGAGAGGGUCUGACUCAACGCUGUUACUGGGAGGUAGAGAAUGUGAUUGCUAGAAUAGCAGUGACAUAUAAAGGCAUCAUCAGAAAAGGUCUUGGCUCUCAGCUUGGAUACAAUGACAAGUCCUGGAGUCUGAUCUGCUGUGGGGAUAAUUACUCUGCCCUCCACAAUAAUGAAGAGACUGUUAUACCUACUCAGCCCCUCAUCAACCCUCCUCAACCCCAGAGAGACCAGUCCUCCUCCCCCCCACCCCCCAGAGUAGGAGUGUUUCUAGACUGGCCGGCCGGCACUCUGUCCUUCUACGAGGUCUACUCUGACACGAUGACCCACCUGCACACAUUCCAGACCACAUUCACUGAGCCCCUCUACCCAGGGUUUGGGGUUUGGAAUGAGGGCACUUCAGUGUCCCUGUGCCAGGUAGAGUAGCUUCCUACAGGGGAUAAUCAUGAAUGAAUCGUGAAUAAUGAUGAAUGAGAAAGUUAGAGGCAUAAAUAUCAUAUCCACCCCCCC
Coregonus clupeaformis (lake whitefish) is the source of this 4469-nucleotide messenger RNA. Its product is annotated as NACHT, LRR and PYD domains-containing protein 12-like. Gene Ontology annotation, molecular function: protein binding. NCBI's taxonomy places the organism in Eukaryota, Metazoa, Chordata, Actinopteri, Salmoniformes, Salmonidae. The record is from RefSeq and is a predicted model, not a curated record. The transcript is spliced from 17 exons.